Messenger RNA from Megachile rotundata (alfalfa leafcutting bee), 7119 nucleotides. It is a transcript of the gene Tg, whose product is annotated as transglutaminase. Gene Ontology annotation, molecular function: protein-glutamine gamma-glutamyltransferase activity. Gene Ontology annotation, biological process: peptide cross-linking. Lineage: Eukaryota; Metazoa; Arthropoda; Insecta; Hymenoptera; Megachilidae. The record is from RefSeq and is a predicted model, not a curated record.
CGACCGGAGACUGUAACUGACAGUCCGCUGAAGCCGUUAUGCACCAAACCAGAGUGCCUUCCACGGCCACCACCUGCAUCGCCUAAUUCUGGUAAGUAGAACAACACCUGUAAGCGUUAAAACGCGAUAUUUAAUUUCUCUUCGAUUUCGAGCGUCGUUCAAACAUCCGAUUAAAUCUCCUUAACAUAUCUACGAAAGACGAUCAGCUUUCGUAAACGAAGGGUCAACGUUGUCCCUUUUAUCAUGACGUUUUUUCAGCGCGAUAACUGUAGAUUGCAACUCGACAAAUAAUUAUGAGUUUAAUAGAGACUGAUAGAAAAAAUGCUGGUUGCAUCGCGAUUCGAUAGUUAGUCUUUCGAGAACGUUUGUACAUAUAGGUAGGUACGUGUUUGACGAUGAAAGUAUACAGUCUCGAUCCAAAAGGCCGCGUGCGCGCGAACAUUCUUUACAGCCGGCCGCGUAACACCAGUCGUAUACCUUCGACUCGUAAAUCAUGGUAUAGCUACUUUUUAUUUCCCGCUGGCAUAAGUUAAUUUUCUCUUGUCUCGCCCUUUCGCGUCCAUUGAUGGCGCAUGUGACCCGUGCUCGAGAGGGGUUAAUUGCUCGUACUGUCGGAUAAAUGAUAUCAGAGGGCGCGUAGCAGUGGCACGUGUCGGAAAAGAAUGGCACCGAAUCGGUGCGUGGGUGGUGAACGAUGUCAUUAUUGAAAUUAUAUCAUCGAAACGGGAGGUCAUAGCCGGUCUGCAAUCGUAUUUCUUUCUUCUUCUCUAAAUAAAUUUCUCGAAAACCAGAGCUUCCAUGAUUCAGUGGAUAGAAUUGGUCUCCGCGUAAUGAUUCUAGUUAACGUUUCGGAUACACGGAGGCACUUAAUUCGAUGUAAGCAAAACGCAGUGCUUUAUCGUGCUUCUAUUUCAACGUUAUUACGGCUAACUGGCCGUGAAUACGAUCUUCAAAGUUUCCAGCGUUUGGUACGAACAGUUGUUUUUCCGGUUGCAUACUAAAGCCUAUUUUAAGAGACCACGUGCUAGCGGAUCGAGUACCCCUCUUCCGAUACUUUGACGAGCUAGAAACGUGUUUUCGAUUUGUUCGGAGCUAUGCGAAACCUUGCAUCGUGUCCUUCUUGCCGAUGAUGUCACCGUGUUUCCGUAUAAAUAUAUCACUUUCAUUCAUUUACACGCGUGCCAUUUGCUUCUUGGAAAUAACUGUACUCGCGCGAACGGCGUUUUCGAAUUUCGUCGUGUUUCGCUUCGGACCAAAGUCGUCUCGAAAAUUUACGAGAAAUUUCGGAAAACAAUGUUUCUCGAUGGUUUAAGGAACGAGUUCCGCCGGGAAUUAGCAAGCAAACAAAAAUCCGUGUUCGUUGCUCGAAGACUCGGUCGCUAGUGUUUUCAUCAGAGAAAAUAAACUUUCCGCCAGAUGGUAAAUUUCAGUUUUCGCUUCUUUCGCGAGAAACCCUUUCGAAUCGGUUCGCGUUCCACUCUCGUUUCUUUUUUUUUUUACGUUAAACCUUUUGAACGCGUACUCCACGAUCGUUGUCGAUACUUUUAGAUUUAACGAUCGUUUGCAAAACACGAUCCAGGCGCGAACAUCGCCACCAACGAAAGUAAGUUUAUGCGGGCGACACUCUGACCAUUUAAAGGUGACAUCACCUUUAAUUAUGCGCGCUCGCUCAUUAUCGUAGCUCCUUCCGAACACGACGAAUUACGCUGACCGAAAAUGGAGCAACCUUCUCAUGAUUCAUCCUCGCGAUUCUUUUCGUCUCCAUCUUUUCGCUAUCAGUCAACUAAUUUCGUAACGAGACGUAGUUUAUAUUCUUGUUGCGACUUCGCCGAUAAAUAAUCAAUUUCGACACGGGAAAGUUUAACGCGAUUUGAUAAAAGAACCGCAAUUAAACGUACGACUAUAGAAACCGCGCAUCGCGGUGUUAGUUGUCGGAAUGCAUAAAUUUCCAAGAUGACAAUAGAAGAAAAAGAACAAUAAAGAAUUAGUAAUCUUGCAACGUCGUCGCUUUCGGAUCGGAAGGAUGUUGCGUGUUAAUGUUUAAGCACGGAUAAAGCUUGAUUAACGUCCGAAGAGUAUAAUUUAUUACAGGAUAAGCAUCUCGAGGAGUUCCAAGAUUUCUUCAAAACGUUCGUCUCUGUCGUUUCGCAUUCGAGGAUGCAACAAUGCUGCGCUCGAUAACGAGAAUGCUAAUUUUAUACGGCUAUUGCCAGUCGAGUAACGCGGACAAAAAAAUAACUGCUGCAUAGAAAAGAUAACUCGCCGUUUUGCCGGCAUAAUUGUGGCCGCUCCGUGAAAGUCGUAACACAGACCUUCGUCUAAUUACCGUGCGUUACGCGCGUUCCUGUCGCCAACGGGACUUCCCCUUUCUUCGACCGAUUUCCUCGUUACGUCGUUAACAACUGUCUUCGCGCGUUAUCGUUAUUCGCGAGGUCUUUGUAUUCGAUUACAAAGUCAACCAGGAGAUGCACGUAUCCUCUGAAAAUGUACGGCCGAGAACGAAAUUAUCUCGUAUCGCGUUACAACCUUUGUACCGCGGUUUUAGAUUAAUCGUGAUUCACACCUACGAAACGCGUACACGGCGUUUCAAAAUGUUCGUAGAAAUCGUUGUAAUUUGCAAAGCACAAUCGGUACGCGAUACGCGGUAAACCAACUCGGGACAAAUAACGAUGACGUAAAAAGUUACGUCAAAGUCGCGAACGCCCGACAUCGAUUAAUCGCGGAUAGGCGAGGAACGCGGACGUAAGAUUUAUCGCUUCGCCGUUUAAUCUUCGACGGUUUUCACGCUGAGAAAGUUUGAUGAUCGAAGAUUCCCCGUCGCGGUAUUCACCUUCUGCUUUUGAUAAUACCUAAUGCGUUAACGCGCUCGUACGCGAUACGCGGCCGAAUCAAUUAGCAAUUAAUCGCGUAAUAACCGGCAACAAACGAUUACGUAAUAAAUAUCGCAGCGAACGAUCGAAUUACGAAGCACUUCUACGUUGUGGUCGUCAUUCGAUUACUUGGACCGGUUUCGCGGGAAACCGAUGCUAUUUUAGCUAGUCGGUAAGCCACGAGAAGUUCCGAGAUACUUAAACGCAUACGCGGUUGUCGGUAUUGUUUUCGAUUAAAAAUAACAACGCCAGCCACUUGGCUAUAUAUAUCCGAGCAAAAGUACACAGCAUCGUUCUAGAAUGCAGAUUAUCCGUAACGAUCGAUGACGCUCGACGUUGCGCUUUUCACGCGCAACGCAAGGGUUGAGAUAUUUCUUCGUUUCUAUCUUCGUCUUCGCAGUUUCGGAAAGCGGUCGAAUUUUCGCGAAGUAACGUUAACGAAAACAUCGGAGAAAAUUCAAGUUCGCACGAAUUUACAAGAAGGGAAAUUGAAUUUUGUCUAACUCGAGUUAACUCGGUUGAGCGCGUUAAACGCGUGUCGCGAAAGAUUGACCUAGACAUUCGUCGUUCAUCUAUUCUGUCGUUGGCACGUUAUUUACGAGUAUUCGCGGAAACGCGGUCCGUUUGUUCCGUGCAUACGUUUUUGCUCGUUUCCUCGUCGAAGGUGAAUCGCUGAAAUACGCGUUACGGCGCGUUGGCAAUCAAAGACAUACAGAGAGAAUCGGGUGACGGUCAAUGCGAGCGAGUCCUCGUUUCUGGUACCCUUCGUUCGACGACGAAACGCUAAACGAGUUCAUUAGAACGACACGAGUUUCCUCGGUCAAGGUUCGAGUCGUAGAUGGACACGAUCCUGUCAGUCGCCUUUCAUCAGAUUCUUAGGAGAAUUAAGUAACGAGAAAAAAUCUUGCGAAGUCUUGAGAAGCUAAUUGCUUCGAUCUAUACUCGUCAAUGCGAAACGACAAUAUGGAAAUCGAGCAAUUAUCUUUUCCAAAGUCGGCGAACGUGUCAGCGUUUCGAUUUACGGCUUUUCCUCGACCUUCUUCCGACCGACUUUCCAAGACGCGCGACUCACCGGUAGUCCGCAACUUCCGGCGGGUACACCUUCGACGGAUGUCAUCGGGUGUCGUUCUUUCGUGGAAUUCAGGAAAGUAAUGAUCGACGAUUGUGCGUAAAUUACGACGUGUAAUUGACAGAAUGAAAAGUAGGUGACUCCUACUGGCAAUCGGAGUCAUCGAUGACACCAUGUAUGGCCGCGCUCGUCGAUAUAGAAAGAUCCUUGAUGGUUCUCCUAGAAUGCAGCAACCCACUCGACGCCGUGCGUCGCGUCGCGUUUCUUCCCGUCGCGUCCCGUCCAGUGGCGUGUUCCUUCCUCUUGAUCGACGAGGAGCGUCAUCGAUAGCUCAGUGAUUUCACGGAACUCCUAGGAAUCAAAAGACUUUGGUGGGAACGACGCCGAUGGAUUCAGUAUUCCGUUCGUUUUCGAGGGACGAGCUCGGUUCUCCAAAUCCUCGAAGGAUGUUUUAUAGAUUUUACGAUCGUUACCGGUCUUUCGACGAUCGCCGAUUCAGGCCGUUUCCGUACCGAUUUUAUUGGGAAGACUUUGGUGUUCCGGUGUUGACGAUCAUAGACGUGGACCUAUGCAUACCGGAGAACGGAGACUUGCACAGGACGUCGAGAUACGAUUUGAUGACUCGACAGGACGAUAAGUCGAGGCUGGUCGUUCGACGGGGACAAGAGUUUUAUCUGCACUUGACUUUAUCCAGGGACUACGAUCCGAACAUUGACGGUAUGUCGAUAGUUUUUACGGUGGAUGGAGUGGAGAAGCCGCAAUACGGUCACGGAACUCUGGUGGCCACCGCUGUCCUAUAUCCUGGAGAAGUAUCCGAGGGUUCCUGGCAAGCCACCAUCGACGCGAUUCAACCGAACUUUCUUCGAUUGAAGAUCCUUCCAUCCGCUAACGCCAUAAUAGGCAAGUGGAAAAUGGAUAUCGACACUAAAAACAGAAAUUUGGACGGCGCUAUCAGCUACACGAUGAAACAACCGUUUUAUUUGAUCUUCAAUCCUUGGUGCCCAGAGGACAUAGUGUACAUGGAGGAUGAAGAUCAGCGACAAGAAUACGUGAUGGCGGAGGAUGGUUUGAUAUGGCGGGGAAGUUAUAAUCGCUUGAGGCCAACGGUUUGGAAGUAUUCGCAGUUCGAAAGAGAUAUAUUGGACUGUGCUCUACAUCUGAUGAUUCAAGUGGGAAAAGUUCGAAUCUCCGGCAGAAGCGAUCCCGUCGUUAUAUCUCGUAUCUUGUCCGCAGCCGUAAAUUCGCCGGACGAUAACGGGGCUGUAAUGGGCAAUUGGUCCGACGAUUUUGGAGGCGGGACUCCACCGACCAAGUGGUUGGGUUCGCAGAAGAUUCUGCAGCAGUAUUACAAGACCAAGAAACCGGUAAAAUACGGACAGUGUUGGGUGUUUUCGGGGGUGUUGGCUACCGUCUGCCGCACUCUGGGACUUCCGUGUCGUGUCGUAACCAACUACUCGAGCGCUCACGACACUCAAAGCAGCUUGACCGUCGAUUAUUUCGUCGAUGCAGAGGGGAAAGUAAUGGAGGAGUUGAACAGCGACUCGAUAUGGAACUUCCACGUGUGGAACGAGGUUUGGAUGAAACGAUUGGAUUUGUCGCUCGAAAAUCCUGGCUGGCAAGCGAUCGAUGCUACACCCCAGGAAUUGAGCGAGGACGCUUAUCGAUGCGGACCUGCUUCCGUGGCUUCGGUGAAGAACGGGGAGGUUCUUCGACCUUACGACAACGCUUUCCUCUUCGCCGAGGUGAACGCGGACAAAGUGUUUUGGCGGUACAAUGGACCAACCCAGCCUCUAAAAUUGAUUCGAAAAGACGUAUACGGAAUCGGUCAAUACAUCAGCACGAAGGCAGUCGGUAGAUGGGCCAGAGAAGAUAUCACGCAUACCUACAAAUACCCGGAAAAAUCCGAGGAAGAACGAGCUGCCAUGUUGAAGGCGCUACGCCAAAGCCAGUCGUUGUUCAGUCGUUAUUACUUGAACGAAGAAUUCAACGACAUCAUGUUCAAUUUCGAGCUACGCGACGACAUAAUAAUAGGACAACCCUUCAGCGUGGUGCUGCUAAUUAAAAACAGAAGCAGUUACAACGAAUACAGAGUGUCGGUGAUCUUGAGAGUGGAGACUGUUCUAUACACGGGUAGAGUCGGCGAUCCCGUAAAGAGAUCGAAGGUCGAUCGAUUGGUGAGACCUGGAGUUCUCGAAGAAGUGCGCAUGGAUCUUUCCUGGGAAGAAUACGGGCCUCGAUUGAUGAAUCAAUGCGCUUUCAAUAUCGCUUGUUUGGCAACCGUCAAAGAUACCAAUUUCGAGUACUUCGCGCAAGACGAUUUUCGCGUGAGAAAGCCUGACAUCAAGAUCAUGUUGGAGAACGAACCUGUGGUUGGCGAAACAUUGAACGCGACUGCGAAGUUUAGAAAUCCGUUACCGAUCCCGCUGAAGAAAUGCAGAUUUUUAAUCGAAGGGCCAGGUUUGGACGAGCAGUUGAAGAUCAAGCUGUCGGAAUCGGUGGAGGUCGAGGCCGACGCGGAAUGUUCCUUCUCUAUGGUACCGAAAUUCGAGGGACGCGCCACUAUUGCCGCAAAGUUCUAUUCGAAGGAGCUCGAAGACGUCGAUGGUUUUAUCAAUUUUAUGGUGAAACCGGCUAAACCUACCGCAAACGGCGAAUGAUCGCGUAGGAAAUUAGAAGAACGCGUUCGGUACUAGCGUUGCAUAGGGAAAUCCUGCAGCGGGCAUCUUGGAAACUGAACGACACAGAAUCCAUGCUCGCAAUUUUCACGGUGUGCAGCUUGUUUGAAGCAUCCUGUAUAAGUGUCCUUUCGAUUUCUUAUGAAAAAUCCUCGUCACGCGAGCGCGACGCCCAUGAUUUUUCAUUUUAUACGCUUCGAAAUAAAUGAAACUCGUUUGAAACUGUCGUAUCGUAUAAAAAGAGUAGCGUGACGGUUACAAACGAGGUGCAUGAUCAGAAAUUCAAUUAUUUUAUCCUGUAUUUUAUUAAAAACGAAAGUCGCUUGGUAUGCGCUCUGGUAGCGAACGCGUCAAUUUGUCAAACGAGAGGACGAAGAAAAAAGAAAGAGCAAAGGACGAAUAAUCGUUCGACGCAAACAUGUGUUCGUAGGUCUUCCAUAAAAUGUUCUCUAUUUUUAAUACUUGUUCUAGCUAUUUUGUACGCAAUAAAAAGAUCGAUGAUCGA